Cylicocyclus nassatus is the source of this 2491-nucleotide messenger RNA. NCBI's taxonomy places the organism in Eukaryota, Metazoa, Nematoda, Chromadorea, Rhabditida, Strongylidae. The record is from the annotation of a GenBank genome assembly.
AUGGCGGACAAAAAGUUGUUCUCACCCUGUGAGAGCACUCUCCACAGCCAAGGUUGGACUGACGCCAAUUUGCGCGCCAUCAGUGAAAAGCGCGAAGCUGCGAAAUUCGUUUCGUCUCUCGACUCUGCAAAUCUUAUCAUUGCGAACAUGUCCGGGUUUGUUCGGACAAGAGAAGCUGCCGAAGUUUUCUCAAAAUUGCUUAGCUGUGCAAAAUGUGGACAAGAAUCAGACAAUCUGCAAACAAUGGGAACCGCAUGCAAGCAUGCAUUUUGUUGGGAUUGUAUUAAUCUGUAUUCAUCAGCAAAUACUUUCAUUCUCUGUCCAAGAUGUUCUUGUCCCUUAGAAGUGAGUAGACCAAAAGCUGCCACCGUCUUCAAUAAUCUAGCACAACAUAUCAACGAGUUCAAGCUGCUGCUCGAUGAGUAUGAAAAAUGUCUCCGAAAUGAAGGAGCUGCGGCAGCGACGACAAUCGCGCAAACUCAAAUGCUUCUGCAAGCUCACGAUGUAAAUGCUGCAAUUACAGUAAGCAAGGAGGCUAGAAAAGAAGCUGUCGAUGAGUUUAUCAGUACUCAGCGCAUUGUCGACGUGGAUGAAAAAGAGUCUAAAGCAAGCUCACCAGCUAGUGAUUUCUCCGAGGAACUUAACGUUACUCCACCACCUACAAAUACAACUCUUUUGAAUGGUGGCAUUUCUGAAGAGAAGAUUGGUGUUCCUAGAGCAUGUUCUCCUGCCAAAAUCACUGACGGAGAUUUCUCAGAUGAUGAUGUCACAGUGACUCCAGUCGAAGAUGGCAUUAUCAGCGACAGCGUACCUCACUUCGGUCGGCCGAUGAUGACAUCUACACAGCGACCAGGGCUUUUUCUCUCUCAGGCUGUGCAUGCUCGAAAUGAGUUGUUCCAGCAUGAGUCUCCGCCAAAAGCUGAUGAGAAGCCAAAGGUCUAUCAUGAAGAGAUAACCUACAACUUCUUCUCAACCAAGCCGGCUAAAACUUUCGACAAGAGAGGGGACAAAAAAACCGAUGCACCUUGGCUUGAUCUUCCACCGAAGAAGAGAAAGAGUAAAGUAAAAGUUGAAACACCAGAACAAGCAGCAUAUGUGCUUCCGUCGACUCCAUCGGACGACAAGAACUAUAAAACACCGAGAAGAGGGCCCAGAGUGGAAGCUUCUCCCUCGCGUCCCCGCAGUCGGUCCUCGUUUUCUGGUGGAAUACUUCAUCCACAUGCCGAUGAUCCUGUAAUGGAAGCCGUCCUCAACGGUGACUUGGAUGAGGUUAACAGGGCAAUCGAAAAUGGUCACGAUGUCAAUCAGCGCGAUCUCGAAAAGCGAACCCCGCUGUUCAUCGCUGUCGGCAUGAAAAGGCUAGACAUCUGCCGAGCACUGGUCGAGCGCGGAGGAGCAAUCAUCAAUGCUAACUGCGGCUCCGAAUGCAACACUGCUCUACAUAUCGCUGUCUCUCAAGAAAGCGAGGAGAUUGUGAAGUAUCUGCUAUCCAAGGGUGCAAGCAAAACGAUCCGAAACAUUAGACAGCAGACCCCAUCGCAGCUGGCACAAUCUCGCUCGCCAUUGAGAUCGCUCGUGGAGAAGUACCGAAGUCAUCCGAGGCAGCUUGUGGUUCCACGUCUUCCUGACGUUCACAUCGUGUGCUUCUCGAAAAAGGUGAAAGCAAGUCUCACCUUUGCUGAGCAAGCAGCUUUAGAGAGGAUUAUGACGGUAGUGCCAAUCUGUGAUGAAGAAACGACUCACUAUGUCGUCGCACUUGACACUGAAGGAGUGGCUGCAGUUGAUGAUGAUUUAUUGAAGGCAAUGUUACAAAACACCCGUAUCAUGAGUGUAGCUUGGCUCCAUGAAUGUAUGCAAGAAAACAAGGCUGUGCCGCAUUUGCAUUACGAGGUUUCAAAACUAAGAUACAUGGAGAAUGACGUGGUCGUAAAUUCACUGGAGCGUUGCAGAAAGAGCAAAGAGAAGAUGGAACCUGCGCUGUUUCAUGGCUGCGUUUUCUACCUGCUGCUGAAUAAGUAUACUGGAAUCCACAGUCGCCGACUACUUCCUGAUCUGGUAAGGCUUGGUGGAGGAGAAAUAGCUGUCUCAGAGCCCCACUACAAAAACAAUGCUCCUGCUCCGUUCCAUGCGCCAAAUCUGUCGUCUCCCAUUUUUGUCGUAUAUGAUGUAACAAUGACGAGCAAUAUCCCGGAGAAGUUCCAUCAUCCAGACAAGUACAAUCUUGUCACUGCGCAGUGGAUAAUCGAAUCUGUCAUAGAAUAUGACAUCAAACCGAUAGCAUGAAUGCCUUGGACAUCUGAUGCUGCUUCUAUUUCCUUAUCAGAAUGAUCUCUCCUGCCACAAGUGCACUUUGUGUUUUUGCUAGAAAGAGGAUGAAUAGGACGUGUAGUGCAUUGACAAGGAUGUAAAUGUCUAUGUGUUUUCAAGAAUUGUACAUAUAUCAUGACAAAGCGAUGGAAGCUGUUUGUUCCUUUAGGAAAGUGAGUGGAAA